This is a messenger RNA of Dromiciops gliroides (monito del monte), 3685 nucleotides long. RefSeq names its product EGF like domain multiple 7 (gene EGFL7). Lineage: Eukaryota; Metazoa; Chordata; Mammalia; Microbiotheria; Microbiotheriidae. Gene Ontology annotation, biological process: anatomical structure development. Gene Ontology annotation, cellular component: extracellular region; cell surface. The record is from RefSeq and is a predicted model, not a curated record. The transcript has 10 exons. Gene Ontology annotation, molecular function: calcium ion binding; signaling receptor binding. Bases 381 to 1226 code for a protein of 281 amino acids.
UCUGCGUGAAGCUGACCACUGCCACCUGACCAGGACAGAUGAGAGGAGAAGAGGCAACAGGGAUGGGAGGAAGGAGGCAGCCUCAAUGCCUCCCUGAAGGAGGUGGAGGUAGCCUGGACACUGUGAUGAAGAGGUGUCUGGUGACCCUGAUAGGGUCGAGGCUGGGGAGGGAGAUGUGUUCUGGGGGCUGAGAUGGAGGUGAAGAAGCAGUGGGGCUUGGAACAGCUGCGGAAGCAGCAAGCCAGAGACGAUGAUUAGAAGGAAUCCCAAGAAUCCAGACAAAUGACUGAACCCCAAAGACCAGUUUCAGGCCAUCCCAGUAACCAUGCAAAUGUGGUAGGAACUGGAACAAGAACUGUACUAUUCAGAGAAUACAGGAAAUGUGGAGUCCUAGGACCUUCCUGCUCACCUGGAUUUUCAUCUUGGGAGUAAGCAGCACAGAGCAUUUCUACCGGCCAGGCCGCAGGAUAUGCUCCAUAGCAGCUACCAGAGAAAGUGACCCUGUCACAGAGUCCUAUAUCCAGAGGGUCUACCAGCCCUACAUCACCACCUGUGAAGACCAUAGAGCUUGCAGCACCUAUCGGACCAUCUACAAGACUGCUUACCGUUACACUUCUCGAACUAUCUCCCCACCACAAUAUUCUUGCUGCCCCGGCUGGAGAAGAAGUAAUGGGCUCCCUGGUUGUGGCACAGCAAUAUGCCAAUCACCUUGUCAGAACGGAGGGAGCUGUGCCAGGCCUGGUAGAUGCAGAUGCCCUGCAGGGUGGCAAGGAGACACUUGCCAAAUAGAUGUGGAUGAAUGUAGUCAACCUGGUCAUGGUUGCCCCCAGAAUUGCAUCAACAUUCCUGGGAGUUACCACUGCCAGUGCCAGCAAGGAUAUGAGCUGUCUUCGGAUGGGCGAUUAUGCCAGCUCCAGAGUGGUUCCCCAGGAGUAACCUCAACUCUUUGUCCCACUGGGCAGCCUCAGUCAGAGGCUUCUGAUGAAAUGAAAGAAGAAAUACAAAAGCUAAGGAGUCGAGUAGAUGUGUUGGAGGAGAAGCUGCAGCUGAUGCUGGCUCCCUUCAACAGCCUGGCACCACAGGCCUCAGAGGAUGGCCUACCUGCUGACCACAUCAGCUUUCUGUCCCACUCUUUUCAACAACUGGACCGGAUUGACUCCCUGAGUGAGCAGAUUCUGUUCCUGGAGGAACGGCUAGAGACCUGUUCCUGCAAGAAUAAACAAUAAGAGAUGUCCAGCUAAGUCCAGAGGCCUCACGUGGCAGGGCAGUGAGAACUAAGGCCCCAGAAUAGGACCACAGGGAACCUGCCACAUCUUUUCCUUUUAAAGAUGAUUGUACCACUAAUCCUCUACAAGAAGACAGUCUGGCCUCCUUCCCAUGAGCAGACCAAGCAGCAGGCUGCAGGGUUAGCUUGUGAUACUAGGAUAAAUGGAGAUCCAGCCACUUAUUUUCUUCUUCCAUGACCCAAGCUCACCAACUCCCCAUUCCUCAUUUCCCUCCAGUGAUAGUAGGAUUUGGUCCUCUCCUCUCCCCCCAUCCUGUUUCUGGGGAGGAGACAAAAAGCUGCCCCCAUCUUAGUGGGGUUCAUGUAAUCACUAGCUUGGGGAAAAGAGGCAUAAUUGCCAUCAAGGUCAGAUCAGGAUCCAGUCAAGCAGGGACAGUUUGGAAGAAGCAACAGUUAGAACUUGGGAAAGGCAAACAAAAUAUAGAUGGGGAACCCCAACCACUACCACUACCCACCACAACAUAGGGUUUGGAGUAAGGAACCUGGCUUUGAAUCCUCCUGCUUCUUACUGUGUAGUCUUCACCAAGACAUUUAACCAGUUUUUUUGUGUUUGUUUUUUUGGGGGGGCAAUGAGGGUUAAGUGACUUGCCCAGGGUCACACAGCUAGUAAGUGUCAAGUGUCAGGUCCUCCUGAAUCCAGGGCCGGUGCUUUAUCCACUCUGUCACCUAUUUCCUCUUUUAUUAAAAAAAAGAAAGAAAAAGGAAAUGAGCUAAGUGAUCCCCAGUGUUCCUGCUCCAUAUUCUUGGAUCCUUCAGCUCCACAAACAAAAAGGAAGAAGCCUACAUCCUGAGGCAAGAUCAUCUGCCCCUAACACCCUGGAGUUGGAAGGUUCCUUAAGGAUCGCCCCGUCCAAUCUCCCCUCCAUAACACCCCAACGUGGACUACAACCUGAGCUACCAGCAGGGGGAUGUGAGCUAAUUUGUCCCUUCCACAAGAGGGAUGAGCUGACCCAAGCCAUUUCCUAUUCCCCCUGUUAUCAAUAGCCCACAAUUGUGUGACAUGUCCACUCAAGUUAAGCAGCCUGUGUCUAAGGAAUAGGUCUUUUGGGUUUUUUUUCCUCCCAUGUGAAUCUGAUCCAGGAAUCAAGCUCACAACCUUGUCCCCAUUUGUACUGUGACCUGAGCCAAGGGUAGGGAGCCCCAUCUUGAGUCUUGAUUGGCCCCAAGUGAGUGAUGUCCUUCCCUCCCUCCUCCUCUUAAAGCUGCUCCCUACUUGGAUAGCAGCCCCUACCUCUGGCACAACCAAUGCCAAAGUCUAUUCUAAGCUUGUGUGUGAGGGCAGCCCGCCCACCAGCAAGGGGAUGAUUCACCCAUUUGUCAUCCAGGACCUAGCCAAGAGCAAGCUGUCCACGGCAUCUGGGCGAAGGUACGCGAUCUCUUCCCCACUGACCUUCUGCCACCAUCCUGGUGUUUGGCUUCCAGCUUCUGGCAGAGGGGAGAGGAAGGGAGGACCCCACCCCCCAACUCAGGGAAAAGGGCAGCAGUGCCCGGUGGGUAAAAUAGAAAAAUUGUAUCCCACUGCCUCCCUGGACUGACCCAUUCAGAAAUAACUGGUAUUUGUUUAAUGCUGUGUUUAGACUAACCUUUGUAAAAAUAAAAACCAAACUGUUAUCAGGCUGUGAUAAUUGAGUGCAAAUAUAGCUGGGAGCCAGCAGCACCAUGGCACCUGGCCCUGCUCACCAGGCCUUAAAAACAAUGAUUCUGUCAGCCUACUUGAAGGCUAGACUGACCCUCACAAUGCUUUUGAAAUUUGGAGCUGGGUGACAGGGGGUGAGGGGAAGGUGGCCUGCCUCAACCACUGCUAUUUCAAGACCAAUGUCCCUUUGUGGCUGGGGGAAGAGGAAGCAAGCCCAAGCCCCUUGGAGCACAACCAUUUGCAGUCUUCUGGACUCCAGGAAGACAGAUAAAAGUCAUUCCAUGCCAUGCACCAGCGCACUAGCUUGCAUGGGUAUUUGCCAACAGGAAUGUGGGUAUGAACAUGAUACAGGGAAGUAGCAUGAGGGAAACCUUCCCAGAGGGGGCAAAGAAUACAAGUUCACUAAAGGGAGCUGAGUCAACUUGCACAUAGCAAGUGUUUAAGGAGCACAUGCCCCCAUAGCAGAGCAGAUACGGAAGGUCAGGCCUGGAUCAGCAGUCAGGAAACCAGAAUCAUCAACUACCUGCAUGCCUUUGACAAAAUCUCCCGAGUUUCUGUUUCUCUGUCUUUAAAAUGACUCAGAUACUUCUUUCAGAAGGUCACAGAGAGGAUAGGAGGUAACAAUAAUGGUCACAUGUCUCUUUCGCCCUCAUAAAUGUUUAUUGAUAACUUAAAAAAAAAAUGUCGCCAAAGUUUCCCCCCGUAUCCUUCCCCCUCCUAAACCCAGAAAGCCAUCCCAUAUAACAAUAUUUUCAAAAGGAAAA